UUGAGCAGUUUGGUCUCGAACUCCAGACCUCACGUGAUCUGCCUGGGCCUCCCAAAGUGCCGGGAUUGCAGGUGUAAAACCACCGCGCCCUGCCAGAACUUUUGUGAUGUAAUUCUGAUAACCACAUGCUGUGCUUGAAGAAGGGGAGAGGAGGGAGAAUUUCACGUGUCUGAUCUGGGCAGCCACCUUUAAGCUCUUUAUGCUGAGAUUUUGUUCAAUUCUUGCCCUAUGCUUUAAAGAACUGGGGCAAGAGAAUGUGAGUGGGAGGACGAGAAGUAUGUUCUUGAGGCUGCUACUCUGCAAGGUGGUUUGGGACCAUAGCCCGAGUAAGCCCUUUCAGCUCCAGAGUCACAAAAAGGGCGGAAGCCGUUUCUAUAGCGACGGGAGGAGGGCGUGGCCGUCCCUUGCACUCAGCUCGGCUCUCCCAGCCUCCCGCAGCGGCGGGCGGUCGGCGCCAUCCUCAUGCAGCUCCUCCCGCCGCCUACCCGCACCGGAACAAAGACUCAAAUGGAUGCUAAAAAGCCAAGGAAAUGCGAUUUGACUCCCUUCCUGGUUUUGAAAGCAAGAAAGAAACAAAAGCUCACCUCUGUGAAGGCUGGAAGUAAACCUUCAGUUCAAGUCCAGAAGCCACCUUCCAACACCAAGAACUCCAGAAUGACCCAAGUCUUUCAUAAGUUUCUCCUUCUACAGAACUCCAGUGUUACUUCACUCCCCUUUGUGGACGCCAAGGGGAAGAAGAAUAUGGUAAGCUUCCCACGCAUUAGCAAGAAAGUCCUGCUGAAGUCAUCCCUGCUGUAUCAGGAGAAUCAAGCUCACAAUCAGAUGCCGGCCUCAGAGCUCAAGGCUUCAGAAAUACCUUUGCACCCUAGCAUUAAAACCCAGGAUCCCAAGGCAGGGGAGAAGUCACCAAAGAAGCACAAGGUGCCUCUGACAGCGGCAGUGUUUUUCACAGAGGCCCUAAAGCUUUUUAAGAAUCAGCUGUCUCCAUAUGAGCAAAGUGAAAUCCUGGGCUACACGGAGCUGUGGUUCCUGGGGCUUGAAGCCAAGAAGCUCGACCUGGCUCCUGAGAAAUUUAGCAAGACGAGUUUUGAUGAUGAGCAAGGCUCCUAUCUGAAGGUCCUGCAUGAUCACAUUGCCUACCGCUAUGAGGUUCUGGAGAUGAUCGGGAAGGGGUCCUUUGGACAGGUGGCCAAGUGCUUGGAUCACAAAAACAAUGAGCUGGUGGCCCUGAAAAUCAUCAGGAACAAGAAGAGAUUUCACCAGCAGGCCCUGGUGGAGCUGAAGAUCCUGGAAGCUCUCAGAAAGAAGGACAAAGACAACACCUACAAUGUGGUGCAUAUGAAGGACUUUUUCUACUUCCGCAAUCACUUCUGCAUCACCUUUGAGCUCCUGGGAAUCAACUUGUAUGAGUUGAUGAAGAAUAACAACUUUCAAGGCUUCAGUCUGUCGAUAGUUCGGCGUUUCACUCUCUCUGUUUUGAAGUGCUUGCAAAUGCUUUCUGUAGAGAAAAUCAUUCACUGCGAUCUCAAGCCCGAAAAUAUAGUGCUGUACCAAAAGGGCCAAGUCUCUGUUAAAGUCAUUGACUUUGGAUCAAGCUGUUAUGAACACCAGAAAGUAUACACGUACAUCCAAAGCCGGUUCUACCGAUCCCCAGAAGUGAUCCUGGGCCACCCGUACGACAUGGCCAUUGACAUGUGGAGCCUGGGCUGCAUCAUGGCGGAGUUGUACACGGGCUACCCCCUGUUCCCCGGGGAGAAUGAGGUGGAGCAGCUGGCCUGCAUCAUGGAGGUGCUGGGUCUGCCGCCAGCCGGCUUCAUUGAGACGGCCUCCAGGAGACAGACGUUCUUUGAUUCCAAAGGUUUUCCUAAAAAUAUAACCAACAACAGGGGGAAGAAAAGAUACCCAGACUCCAAGGACCUCACGAUGGUGCUGAAAACCUAUGACACCAGCUUCCUGGACUUUCUCAGAAGAUGGGAACCUUCUCUUCGCAUGACCCCGGACCAGGCCCUCAAGCAUGCUUGGAUUCAUCAGUCUCGGAACCUCAAGCCACAGCCCAAGCCCCAGACCCUGAGGAAAUCCAGUUCCUUUUUCCCUUCUGAGACAAGGAAGGACAAGGUUCAAGGCUGUCAUCACUCGAGCAAAAGAGAUGAGAUCACCAAUGAGACUACUGAGAAAACAAAAGAUGGCUCCACGAAGCAUGUUCAGCCUUCAGGGGAUCAGCAGGACUCUCUCCAGCACAGAGCUGACACUGUUCAGCUGCCUCAACUGGUAGAAGCCCCCAAGAAGUCAGAGGCACCUGUUGGGGCAGAGGUGUCCACGACCUCCCCGGGACAGAGCAAAAACUUCUCCCUCAAGAACACAAACAUUUUACCCCCUAUUGUAUGACCUUUGCUGAGGGUAUGUCCUGCUCCUUUCCACCAGUGAUUUGUAUUAAGACAGCACUUAUAUUGUACAAUACUUCAGACUGUUUUUUUUAAAUACAUAAAAGUUUAUUUUUAAAAAACUCUAUUAAUAUGGCCAAUUGGCAUGAUUCCUCUUAUGAGGGAUGGGGAAGGAUGUCCUUGCACUUAAAUUCAUUCCGUAUGUGUUUGUGUGUGUAUAGGGGGCAGGUAGUUUUUAACUCUCAAUGUUGUAGCAUCAUUAAGGGAACUCUUACACAAAAGAAAAUUUUUUUUCUUCUUGCCCAUGACUGCCAACCUAUGUCAAGAUUUUUGUUUGAAAAAUGAUAGAAGCUGAAUUCAGAAGUAGUUUAAACAGCCGAAGACAUUUAUUGACUUAUAUAACUGGGGAAUCAGAAAGGGUAGAUGUAGUUUCAGUCACAGCAGGAGUCAGGAAUUCAGAUGAGGUUGUAGGGCUCAGACUCCCUCUUCAUCUAUUAGCCUUGUUUCUCUCUAUGGUUAACUUCAUCCUGAUGACAGGCCCUGCUCAGAAGUUAACCACCAAUAUCCAGUCAAAAGAUACCGGCUUCGUUGCUAAGAGGGAGUCUCCAAAAUGAUUGUGACACAGAAACUGUGACUGGGAGACCGGGAUGCUUGGCCAGUCUGGGUCCCAAGCCCACAGUGAUGGUGAAGGCGCUGUGACUGAUGCUUCUUUAGACUAGAGCAAGGGAUGGAAGGUUUCCCAAAGGAAGGGAAGCUGGGUAAACAAGCAGGACAUGUUCACUCAUCUAUCAUAUGCCACCUCUAAGUAUGUCUUCUUACUUCCCUUUCUAAUCCUCAUCUAUACAAAUACAUGAUUUUUUUAUGUGGUUAUCAUAGGACAGAUAGUAUUUUACAUGAAACUUAAGAUCAUAACAUCAGAAACAUAGAAUAUAUAAAAAUAAUUUUUUUACUUGGCAUUUGGAAUAACCUCCCCCAAUAUAGUUUUCAUUUUAAUAGUUGCAUAAUAUUUUAUGAAGGGGGACACCAGAUCAUUGAAGCAAUGGAUUUUGAUGUAAUCUCCCAGGGAAGAUCUUGAGUUAGAAUAGCAGAGGGUUGAGAGAAAAUCCUAGGAAAGAUAAAUAUAUAAGGAGUUGCCAGAGUUGAGGAGGUCCCCCAAGAGACCCAGAGAUAUAGAAAGAAAAUUAGAAGCCAAUGGAGAAGUUUCUAAAUGGAAAGAAGAGUCAAGAAUAGAAAAUUUCCACAGAAAAUUCAGGAAAAGAAUAGAAAAUAUUCCUUAAGUGGGGCGAUAUGGACAUUAAGUCAGAGCAGUGUUAGAACAGGUAACUUAUCCCAGUUUCUAUAGCCCGAAAACCACCAAACCAGCGAUAGAACUCAGAUCCUUGGGAGCAUUCUUGACACGAUCUUCAACUAUGGAUGAAGUUGGAGGUGGACAUUUGUUCUGCAGCUCUGCAGAGAAUUAGAAGCCAAGUCUUCAACAUUGUAAUCAGGAUGAUUUUGAUUGAAUAUUAGAAAGUAUCUUCUGAUUUUCAUGGUUAUAAAAGGUUAAAAUGAAUUCUUGAUAAACUGUGGCUUAUUUUAAGAGAAUAGUCUAAAUAUGGAAGCUGCAAAUUGUGACACAGACAGGGGACAGGCUGAGUGACCUUCAGCAGGGCCUCUCAGUCCAGCUCUGUUGUACCUUUACCAUUCAUCUGGUUAUUUUUUUCACUCCUCGGAUUUCUUUACCUGAUUGUACCAUUGGAUCCCAAGGAAAUAAAACAUGUGGAGCCCUUUAA
Molecule: messenger RNA, 4153 nt
Organism: Macaca mulatta (Rhesus monkey)
Lineage: Eukaryota; Metazoa; Chordata; Mammalia; Primates; Cercopithecidae
Source: RefSeq, a predicted model, not a curated record